Messenger RNA from Corythoichthys intestinalis (scribbled pipefish), 2215 nucleotides. It is a transcript of the gene yars1, whose product is annotated as tyrosyl-tRNA synthetase 1. Gene Ontology annotation, molecular function: tRNA binding; ATP binding; tyrosine-tRNA ligase activity. Gene Ontology annotation, biological process: tyrosyl-tRNA aminoacylation. The transcript is spliced from 14 exons. The coding region runs from base 161 to 1744 and encodes 527 amino acids. The record is from RefSeq and is a predicted model, not a curated record. Lineage: Eukaryota; Metazoa; Chordata; Actinopteri; Syngnathiformes; Syngnathidae.
AGUGGAUCCAAUCGAUUGCUGAUGCAACACACUGACAGUUUCCACCACCGGCUGCGUAAAUGCGUAUUCAUUGACGCCGCUGACGUUCUUGAGGCAUUUAAAAAGUGAUGAUAAUACAUUGCUUAAAAUAUCUCUGGUAGUAGUUGGAAGGACUUUCACCAUGGCAGCCCAGCUAAGCCCAGAUGAGAAGCUGCACCUCAUCACCAGGAACCUGCAGGAGGUGCUCGGGGAAGAUAAGCUGAAGCAGCUCCUUCAGGAGAGAGAGUUGAAGCUGUACUGGGGAACCGCCACCACUGGCAAGCCUCAUGUAGCUUACUUUGUUCCCAUGUCUAAGAUAGCGGACUUCCUCAAAGCUGGAUGUGAGGUCACCAUUUUGUUUGCGGACUUACACGCCUUCCUCGACAAUAUGAAGGCUCCUUGGGAGCUCCUGGAGCUCCGGGUGAAGUACUAUGAAGAGAUCAUCAAGGCUAUGUUGGAGAGCAUCGGCGUACCAUUGGAUAAACUCAAGUUUGUCAAAGGAACAGACUACCAGCUCAGUAGAGAGUACACUCUCGAUGUGUACCGACUAUCUUCCAUGGUGACCGAGCAUGAUGCCAAAAAGGCUGGCGCCGAGGUGGUCAAGCAGGUGGAGCAUGCUCUGCUGAGUGGUCUACUGUAUCCAGGACUGCAGGCGCUUGAUGAGGAGUACCUAAAGGUGGAUGCCCAGUUUGGAGGAGUGGACCAAAGAAAGAUCUUCACCUUUGCCGAGAAGUACCUCCCACCAUUGGGCUUUGCCAAGCGCAUCCAUCUGAUGAACCCAAUGGUACCAGGACUGACUGGUGCCAAAAUGAGCUCCUCAGAGGAAGAUUCUAAGGUGGACCUGCUAGACUCUAAGGAAGACUUGAAGAAGAAGCUAAAAAAGGUCUUCUGUGAGCCAGGAAACAUUCAGAACAAUGGGGUUCUCUCCUUUGUCAAAUUUGUGCUCUUCCCUCUUCGUGGAGUGUUCUCUAUCAAAAGAGACGCAAAGUUUGGUGGAGACAAAGUCUACGCUGCGUAUGAAGAAGUGGAGAAGGACUUUGUAGAGGAGCUCAUUCACCCUGGAGACCUGAAGGCCUCUGUGGAGGCGGCCCUCAAUGAGCUGCUGGACCCCAUCCGCAAAAAGUUUCAGUCGGAGGAACUACGCAAACUGACCAAUGCUGCUUACCCAACGACAAAGACGAAAGGAGCAGGCAAGGGUGCAAAAGCAGCAGGAGAUGAUGAAGAGUUAGUGCCAUCUAAACUGGACAUCCGGGUGGGAAAGAUUGUCAAUGUGGAGAAGCAUCCAGACGCUGACUCGCUGUACCUGGAGAAGAUUGACAUUGGGGAGGCAGAGCCCAGGACCGUGGUUAGCGGGCUGGUAGCCUACAUCUCCCAGGAGGACCUGCAAGACCGAAUGGUGCUGGUGUUGUGCAAUCUCAAACCCCAGAAGAUGCGUGGCAUCGAGUCACAAGCCAUGCUGCUCUGUGCUUCUAUUGAAGGUGAUCCCAGGAGAGUGGAGCCACUUGACCCUCCUGAGGGUUCAUCACCAGGCGACCGGGUCUUUGUGGAAGGUCACGAGGCAGGCAAACCAGACGAAAAACUUAACCCGAAGAAGAAAGUGUGGGAGAAACUACAAGUUGACCUGAAGAUCUCAGAGGAGUGCACAGCUCAGUGGAAAGACAACCUGCUGAUGACCAAACUAGGACAGAUUACGUGUAAGAGUCUCAAGGGAGGCAAUAUCAGUUAGGUACUCACCUUCACCUGCCAGCCACAUCACAAGAGUACACUUAAUAAAUUGCCACGGAACAACGAAGAUGGUGUCUUGGAAAGUUAUGGGACAUGGAUGCUGAAAGUGUUUUAAUAAUCUUUAAAACAGAAAAAAAAAAAUGGGUAUUUGUCAAUGAUAUCAUGGGACCUGUUAUGAUUCACAACAUCUGUACUGGAAAUUGCAGACUUACACGAACACAUACUGUAUGACAAACCCUGUGACUGCUUCUGUACUUCAUCAGUCAUGGUUUCCUGUGCAGUUGCAUCAUUGGUAGAAUUGCACAUAAAGUAUAAUACAAGUCAUGAUCAAAACCAUAACCUCCGACACUUAAUGAACUCUUGAUAUCAAAAGUCUGUGUGAUGUGACAAGUACACAUUAUCUAAUACUGGUGAUAUACCUCCUAAACAUUGAAAAGAACCAUGAAUAAAUAGCAUUUGCUUUUCAUAACUG